UAUAAGUCUGCUGCAGCUCGUUUUCAUGAAUCGACACUCUGACAGCUCAAAAAGCCUUGUUCGGUUUCUUGUAUUAAAUAAUUUAGGUAAAAACAUGUCCGGCACAGGAUUUUUAGUAUAUGCCUGUUUGUUUUUUGCUGGCUGCUUCUGUUGCAGCAAUGCUAUGCCAACUAAACUCAACCAGGACGCUGUGAACAACAGACCUGUGAUCGGUGUUUUGACUCAGAUAGUUGUAGACGAUGUUAUGAAACCAUUUGGGAGGACCUACAUACCAGCCUCCUAUGUGAAAUACAUCGAGUCUGGGGGCAGCAGAGUGAUGCCUAUCAGACUGACUCUAACUACAUCUGAAUAUGAAAACAUCUUCAGGCAGAUAAAUGGACUGCUUUUAAUCGGGGGAGCUGUAGAUUUGGAGGCAUCAGACUUUGCCAGGGUGGCGAAGAUAUUUUAUACACUUGCUCGGACGGCUAACGAUGCCGGGGACCACUUCCCCAUUUGGGGUACAUGCAUGGGCAUGCAGUUACUGACUGUACUGGUGGCCGGAGAAAAUCUGCUGACAAACACCACAGCUGAGAACAUAGCCUUGCCCCUCAACCUGACCCCAGAGGCUGCCACCAGUAAGAUGUUUAAAAGUUUUCCCAAUGACCUUAUGAAGGCUUUGACCCAAGAACCUCUGACUGGCAACUUUCACCACUAUGGACUUACAGUAAAGACCUUCCAGGAAAAUCAGAAUCUGCAGAGUUUCUUCUCCGCCCUGUCGACAAACAUCGCUGAGAACAGAGUCCACUUUGUCUCAACCAUAGAAGGUAGGAGAUAUCCCUUUUAUGGAACACAGUGGCACCCAGAGGUGAAUCGUUUUCAGUGGGACAGGAAGCUGAACUUUCCUCACUCCCCUCAUGCUGUUCAGUUAUCUUCUCUGCUGGCCGAGUUUUUUUCCAAUGAAGGAAGGAAAAGUUUACAUCAGUUUGACAGUCCUGAGGAAGAGGACUCAUCACUGAUUUAUAACUACACGCCUGUCUAUGCUGCAAACUUCACAGGAUAUGAACAGAUCUACUUUUUCUGAGUGUCUCACAGCUAUGCUGUUCAACUAAAAGUUUGAUUACAGCCACUUGAUAAUUUUUUUAUCACACUGAGGAGACGUUUGCACCAGUGCACCAGUUGCUUAAUCAAGUCUUGUAUAUGCUUUUUUUUUUUUUUUGCUAUUAAAGUGCUCGUAUGUAUAAACAAA
Messenger RNA from Larimichthys crocea (large yellow croaker), 1225 nucleotides. It is a transcript of the gene gghl, whose product is annotated as gamma-glutamyl hydrolase. The transcript is spliced from 9 exons. The record is from RefSeq and is a predicted model, not a curated record. NCBI's taxonomy places the organism in Eukaryota, Metazoa, Chordata, Actinopteri, Sciaenidae. Gene Ontology annotation, biological process: tetrahydrofolylpolyglutamate metabolic process. Gene Ontology annotation, molecular function: gamma-glutamyl-peptidase activity. Gene Ontology annotation, cellular component: vacuole. Bases 26 to 1060 code for a protein of 344 amino acids.